AUGUAUGUUGAUGAGGAAGUGAUAUUUCUGCCUGCUUUAAAGACUGGCGACAGCGAAAUCACUACCUCUUCUCAUUCUCAAGGAAAUCCAUUCAUUGCUCAUUUAUACGUGACGUUUAAAAUUAUGAAUUAUCAAUUUCAAACAUCUUCGCCUUACGUGCAAGCAGCUAUGUCCCAAGCUGUACAAUCAAUGUUAAAUGGAGGAUCAUUACCUCCGAAUUGUGUGGUUAUGUCAGUGCCAUUUCAACAAGUUCAACAAAUGUUACCACCAUUUAUGAUGAAUUCUCCAUUCGGUGGUAACGAUCCGAAAGUCUUUCCGCAGAAAAUACCUUAUUAUAAUCUUUCACCAUAUUCAAAUAAUUCUCAAGCACGUGCUAUUAUGCAUCAACAGAAUUAUAACUAUCCAGCAGCUACGCAUAAAAAUAAUACUAAUAUUAAUAAUAAGAAAUCAAAGAAAUCAAAUCAUCAACAACCUCAUGCAAAUGUUUACAAUUCCGCGUCUUUUGAUUCAUAUAUGCGUCAUUUAAGUUGGAGUCGUUUAUUUGAUCAUUCUUCUCGAAAAAACUCUAAACAACAAAAUCAAGAUGAAGCACCAAUAAAUUACGAAAAGGGAUCGAAUGCAUCAAAAAACCAACGAUCAAAUUCUUCAUCAUCAUCGUCAUCAUCAACAACAAGUGAUGAAACAAUUCGACAAGUUAAUGUUAUUAAUAAACAAUCAUCGAAUAUCGAUCCAAAACAACAAACAACAGGUACUUUACCAUUUAAAUAUUCAUCUGAAUUUGUACCAGGUUUUGGCAAACAACAACAAUCACAAAACGUCAAAUCAAAUGAUGUUUUCAUUCUUAAGAAACCUUAA
This is a messenger RNA of Rotaria socialis, 855 nucleotides long. The record is from the annotation of a GenBank genome assembly. NCBI's taxonomy places the organism in Eukaryota, Metazoa, Rotifera, Eurotatoria, Philodinida, Philodinidae.